Molecule: messenger RNA, 3738 nt
Organism: Centropristis striata (black sea bass)
Lineage: Eukaryota; Metazoa; Chordata; Actinopteri; Perciformes; Serranidae
Gene: sesn1
Product: sestrin 1
Exons: 10
Coding region: 132-1775 (547 amino acids)
Biological process (GO): cellular response to L-leucine; cellular response to leucine starvation; negative regulation of TORC1 signaling
Cellular component (GO): nucleus
Molecular function (GO): oxidoreductase activity, acting on peroxide as acceptor; L-leucine binding
Source: RefSeq, a predicted model, not a curated record
CUCAAGUUCUACCCUGGGACUAACGUUACUGGUCAGUGCUGUGGCAAGACGUCCCGUAGCUGAAGACCUGCACCAAAGAAUGUGGAUAAACCUGUUGUAAGACAGCACAAACGUUACUCCAACAUCAAAAGAUGGAAGUGCAGGACCGGGAGUCUCUGGGGAGAUGGGACGGGCUGGGCAGCCGGGAUGCCAUCUCCAGAAACGAAACCAUGGAAAACAUCCGCCAGGACGUCAUGAGGAGAGUGGAGGCCAUCAGGCCCAUACCAUCGCCGACCCCAUCAUCCCCGGCCUCUGGAAGCCCUCCCAACAGCGACCUGAACGACAUCCUGGCUCACCUCCUCAUGCUUUCCAAACGGUGUCCCUAUGACGACGUCAAGGAGCGGUGUGGUCGUCUUCUGCGGGGCGUCCAGGACUUGGGGGUAAGGAUCCCAAGACCCUUAGGAAACGGACCAAGCAGAUUUAUCCCUGAAAAAGAGAUUCUUCAAGUCAGUAAAGUGGACGCCAGGACACAGUCGAUAUUUGAGGAUGCGUUUGCAGCCCUCGGUCGCCUCGACAAUAUUUCUCUGGUGAUGGGCUUCCACCCGCAGUACCUGGGGAGUUUCCUCCGGACGCAGCACUACCUGCUACAGAUGGAUGGACCCCUGUCUUUGCACUACCGACACUACAUCGGCAUCAUGGCGGCAGCUAGACACCAGUGUUCCUACUUGGUCAACCUCCACGUGAACGACUUCCUCCAGGUCGGGGGUGAUUCCAAGUGGCUGAACGGCCUGGACGAAGCCCCACAGAAGCUGCAGCAGCUCGGGGAGCUCAACAAAAUCCUGGCCCACCGACCUUGGCUUCUCACCAAGGAACACAUCGAGCGCCUUCUGAAGGCAGAGGAGCACAGCUGGUCCCUGGCAGAGCUGAUCCACGCCGUGGUCCUCCUCACACACUACCACUCCCUCGCCUCCUUCACCUUCGGCUGCGGCAUCACGCCCGAGAUCCACUGCGAUGGCGGACACACUUUCAGACCCCCCUCCCUCAGCCAGUACUGCGUCUGUGACAUUGCAAACGGCAACGGCCACGCUAAUCACCACGACGAUCCGCUGGGCAAUCAGGAGAUGUGCGGCGAGGUGGAGGUGCUGAUGGAGCGAAUGAAGCAGCUGCAGGAGUGCCGCAUCGACGAGGAGGCGAGCCAGGAGGAGAUGGCGACUCGCUUCGAGAGAGAGAAGACCGAGAGCAUGCUGGUGGUCACGGCAGAGGACGAGGAGUGUGUCCCCUCUAGAGACAUCUCCCGGCACUUUGAGGACCCCAGCUACGGCUACAAGGACUUCUCAAGGAGGGGGGAGCAUGUGCCCACGUUCAGAGUGCAGGACUACAGCUGGGAGGAUCACGGCUUCUCUCUGGUCAACAGACUGUACCCUGAUGUUGGUCAGAUGCUGGACGAGAAGUUUCAGAUGGCCUACAAUCUGACCUACAACACCAUGGCUACACACAAGGAUGUGGACACCAGCAUGCUGCGCAGAGCCAUCUGGAACUACAUCCACUGCAUGUUCGGCAUCAGGUAUGAUGACUAUGAUUACGGGGAGAUAAACCAGCUCCUGGACCGUAGCUUUAAGAUCUAUAUUAAGACUAUGGUGUGUAGUCCUGAGAAGACCACCAAACGAAUGUAUGAGAGCUUCUGGAGGCAGUUUCAGCACUCCGAGAAGGUCCACGUUAAUCUGCUUCUUAUGGAAGCGCGAAUGCAGGCAGAACUGUUAUACGCUCUGAGAGCGAUCACCCGCUACAUGACAUGAAGUGCUUUUGGCGUUUAUAUCGUUGUCUUUUUACUGUCAUUGUUCAUUAUGGGACACUUCAAGGAAAAAAAGAAAAUCAAAGGGGGGGAAUUCAACAAAAAAAUGUGGAAGAGACGUGAGAAGCUCUGGGUUGUGACAGUGCUUGUUGGAUGGAUGUCGAGAAGAGGAUCAGAACAAAUGAAAGCAAGAGAAAAAAAAACUAACUGUUGAAGAAAGAUUCAUCUCAAAACUACAAAGUGGAUACACAAACUCAGUUCGUGUUGCCUGCAGUGCCAAAACUGACCAAGAGAGGGCAGCCUGGAGCAAACUCCUGCUCCUGCUGGGGGAGUUUGUGCCGGGCACCGGAGGCAUCCAGGACGACGUUUCAGUAUUCCAGCAUGCAGCAGCAGCUCCUGUUGUCCGUCUCUGCUGUCUCCUGCUAGAGUGAAGAUCCACAGGAAAUCCCCAGAAAGCCGUGCAGCCGUAAAGUCUGCACCUUGAUUCUGUCAUCACUGUUAUAUUUGUUUAGUUUCUUUAGUAUCUUUUUAUUUCUUUUUGUAUUAAGGGAUGUUGUUGUCGAUGUGGUUGCUGUUCGUGGUAACUGGAGAUGGAAGCAUUUACUUUAGGCGACGUUUUUUAUUUUUAUUUUAUUUUUUUAACGUGUGCCUGAACUAUCCAGCACAGUGUGCAUACGUGCUGAUGCUGCUGCUCCCAUGACGUAUUCAGCGGGGUCAUAUUGAUCCCCAAAUCACCCCCCAAACCCCCAUUAUAUCCCCUAUCCAUUAGAAAUCCACUGCAUUACCCCCUCUCCCUCCGUCUUGUCCCUCCCCAUCCAAAAUGUCAAUGUAAGCUAAUCCAAGGAGUGUGUGAAAACCAGAGAGGUGUGGAAAGAAACUCAAAGAACACUGUCUGAGCCUGUUUUGAGUUUGACUGUAAAUGUGUGGAUGUGUUCAAGAUGACUGAGAAGUGGAUGCUUUUGUGUGUGAAUGUGGGUGUGUGUUAUGUGUGUUUCACAGAAACGAUGGAGAGAAAUAAAAAGUUUGUCUUUUUAAAAUUUCAUGUGUCAAAAAAAAAAAAAAAAGAAAGCGAGGCACUUUGAAGGAAAGACUUCUUGCUUCUGCUGUAGCUCUGUUAUUGUGAGAUAACUGUUUAUCAUUUGUUGUUGUUGAUGAUGUCUUUAUUUUUCUGGUAAGGGGGAGGAAAGGAAAAAAGGAAAAAAAAGCUAAUCAAAAAGAAAGUUAGAAACCAGGUUUUCCAGGAGGGAUUUGCUUCCGGUUGCCCUAACCACACCGUAUCUGUCUUCCGCUUAUCCCAGCUGCCUGGUCACCCUAACACUUUCGAAGCUUUGGAUUGUGAAUUUACCAGUAAAUGAAUACCUCUUCUGUUUUUCUCUAUAAAACAUAUAAGAAGUGCUCUUUGGUGAGCAGAGACUCUUUUUCCGGGCUGCCGUUGUUCCCAUUGCUCGGGGACGCGGCAGCGCCACACAGGGCCGACUGCGGUCGAUUAGCUGUCGAGCGCAAAAAGGUUGUAGCUGUGCUUAUUUCCCUUCUGGGGAAGUCUAACCAGUGCAAAAGAAGCUUUUUUUUAAUUAUUUUUGAACAGAGAUGUGAAACCUCUGCUGUUUUUGUUUUUUGUUUACUAAAACCAGUAAAGUACUGCAUUCUUCUGAGGUUGGAUUGAGAGAAUCAGACAGAUGAAUGAGUGAGGAGGAGGAGGAGGUUGGCGAUGAUAUAAGAAUGGUACAUUUGGAAGUGUUUUGAGAGGAAGUGGAGUUUUGUUUUUUCAAACUUCUGACUGAUGUCAGUUACUGACACUUUUUAUAUUGAAAUAUAUGAAAAAGAUGAAAAAAAGAAUAAACUAUGAUAUUGAAUUGUUGUGUAUCAUUCGUAGUUUUCUCCCUAGACAAUAUCAGUGCUCCGUCGAAGAGAUUGUAUCAGGUGUGGAGAUGCCUACACAAUUCAGAAAUCAAACAGCACAAUCACCA